Molecule: messenger RNA, 4121 nt
Organism: Brassica napus (rape)
Lineage: Eukaryota; Viridiplantae; Streptophyta; Magnoliopsida; Brassicales; Brassicaceae
Product: putative pentatricopeptide repeat-containing protein At3g25060, mitochondrial
Exons: 1
Coding region: 2314-4116 (600 amino acids)
Biological process (GO): RNA modification
Molecular function (GO): RNA binding; protein binding
Source: RefSeq, a predicted model, not a curated record
GAGCACCAUUUGCAAAAUUGUCCGUUCUUGUAUUCUAAAUUUAAAAUUAAUUAUAAUAUAAAAUACUAUGAUCCAUGUAAUUGACUUAGACCAUGAUUGACUUUAAUGUUUUAAAUGGAGUUCUUAGUUUCGGCUAAGAGACAGUUCUUAGUUUUUUUUUAUAUUUUAAUUAAGAAAAAUUAAAAACCGUCUCUUAAAUAAAAUAUAUAAGAGUCGUUUUUUAGUCGAAAAGUAUAAAAAAAGUCAAAUCAUGAUGCUCUUAUAUUAUUUAAAGUAGUUUUGUUUCUAUAUGACUUGAUAGAACCUUAACUAAUUGGUGAUGAUAUUUUAAUACAUAAAAAAUAUAACCUGAAUUAAUUUAUGAUGAGAUUUGUUGCGGCCAUGGUGGUAUUUAUAGAGGAAAAAGAUUUUGAAAUAUAAUGUUGGCGAUUGUUGAAUUUUGUUGACAUUUAUUUCGUGUAUAUAAGAGAUGCAGUUUCGGACGUAGGCUCGAUUGUUAUCUGUUUUCGAAAAUUAAUUAAUAGCACGAAAGAUGACGAUUUGGGCCCGGUUAACUUUAAAGACUGCAAGAGCCGGAGAGGAUAUCAGUCAACUUUGUUUAAAUCGAAUCUCAAUUAAAUAUAAUUUUACACCGACGUGUUAGAUGGAACUUUGAAUAAGUGUAAUUGUUUGGUCAAUUUCUAUGAAUGAAAAGAACUAAAGUAAGUGUUGCUCAAAGUUGUACAAUUUUGAUUUGUUUUUCCAUAAAAAUGCUCACAAAUGUUUGGUUUCAACUUUCAAGUACUGCACUUGAAAUAGUAUUUCAAUAACUUACAAAUUUAUUUUAUGACUGAAAGAUGUGCUUUACAAUGAACUAAAACAGUAACUUUGCAAAAUAAAGGUAUGAUUAAUGUAUAUGUAAAAAACUAAUGCUCAUAAAAUUAUAUGUAAAUAAAAUUUGACAUUCAAAUAAAAUACUCCUUAUGUUCCCGAAAAAAAGAUUUUAUAGAGUAUUCACGUAUAUUAAGAAUAUAAUAAAUAUUUAUAAUUAAAUUUAUUGUUUAUUUCACUAUACAUUUUCUAAUAACUAUCAACCAAUAAUAUUUAAUCAAUUCAAAUAUUCUUAAUUAAUCUUUUUUAAAAAUAUACAAUUUAACAACAUUAACUACUAAAAAUAUUUUAAAAUUCUAGAAAAUAUAUUAUUUUGAAAUAAAAAAUAACUAUAGAAAAUCAUACUUUUGAGCACGGAGGAAGUAGAUCAAAAUAUAUUGAAAGAUAUACAAUACACCAAAAAGUGAAUGAUCUGAGAAUUUAUAUAGCAAAGCUACGAGUAUAUUUACUAAAAUUCUUAAUUGUAACAGUUUCCAAAGAGAUGAAAAUAUGAACUAAUCUUCUAGGAUCAUUAAAAACUCAUGUAUUCAAUAAAAUUUUGAGAUGAUUUGUAUUAUAACGAUAAAUUCAUUGUUAUUCAGUUAUUAAUUUUGUAAAAUUGUGAAUUUUAAGAUUAUUCUAUUAUUUUAGAGUAUUUUGGUAGAGUUUUUAUUAGUUACAAAAAUAAAAAUCCAAAUAUCCUAGUUUAUACAAAAUUCCAAAUAUGUUAAUACAUUAUAAUGAAUUUUUUUUGUCAUAAUGAAAUUUUAAUUUCCUAAAAUCAUUUAAAAGUUUAUCAAAAAUAAAAUCACCUUAAAUUCUAGAUUGAGUAGACUUUGUACUUGGCUUUGCUAUUUUAUGUGAAAAGAGAGAGAAAAGCUGAAGACGAAUAGUUUAGAUAUGGAUAUGGAAACCCAAGAUUGAACUAUGUUUUUUUUGAACUUUACAGUAAUAGAACCCCAAAUGUUUUUUAUUGUUGUCAUAACUUAUAUUGUACAGAUCGAACCAACAUUUCAUCCAGUAAACGCAAAAGUUCCAACAUUUUAUUCAAAAAAGCCGAUACCAAAUAUUAUAAAAUCCCAGACUAUAAUAAAAAUGUUUUACAUGAUUUUAUAAUUUCCAAGUUAUUAAUCCAAAUUUUAUUUUUUAUCUUUUAAUUUAUUGGUCAACCCCAAUUUUAUUAUUUUUAUUAAAUUAUUUAGAGCUCCAGAAUCUUUUUUUUUUUGUUUUUGUAUGACUAACCUUUCUUAGAAUUUAGAAAGUUAAGUUGGGUCUAAAUUGUAAUCGAUGAUAAAUGCCUUAACAGUCCGGUUGUUUUUAGUGGGUAAAAUCAGCCCGGUUCGUUUUGGUUUUGAAUUUUGAAGAAAGUUAUAAAGCAAAAUUGUAUAUUUUUGUUUUGGUUCGAAUUGGUCUGAAGAUUCUGUCUGGUUUUGGUCUGAAAACAAAACAACAAAACUUUUCUGCAUGUUACAUCGGACUCUUCUCUGUCCGAGACGCCUCAAAUUCCUACUAUCAUCUACCAAACACAACCGUCACAUCACUCAGAUCCACGCUCUCGUAAUCACCAAUGGUGACUUACUUCAUGGAAGCUUCAUCGCUCGCGACCUCGUCGCGUCCUGGGUACGAAUCGGCGAGAUCUCGCACGCCCGCAAGGUGUUCGACCAAUUGCCUCACAGAAACGUAUCUCUUUACAACUCCAUGGUCGUGGCGUAUUCCCGCGGAAACAAACCAAACGAGGUUCUGCGCCUUUACGAUGAGAUGAUAGACGAAGGUGUCCGACCAGAUAGCUCUACCUUCACCAUGACAAUCAAGGCGUGCUUAAACGCUAUGGUGUUGGAGAAAGGAGAGGCAGUGUGGUGUAAAGCUAUAGAAUGUGGGUACCAAAACGACGUCUUUGUUUGUUCAUCUGUGUUGAAUCUCUACAUGAAGUGCGGGAAGAUUGAUGAAGCUGAAGCUCUGUUUCGAAAGAUGACGAGAAGGGAUGUUAUCUGUUGGACAACGAUGGUGACAGGUUUUGCACAAGCUGGUGAGUCUUUGAAGGCGGUUGAGUUCUACAGAGGGAUGCAAAGGGAAGGGUUUGGUAGAGAUGGGGUCGUGAUGAUUGGUCUAUUACAAGCUUCUGCUGAUCUUGGAGAUCAGAGAAUGGGUUGCUCUGUGCAUGGCUAUUUGAUCAGGACAGGUCUUCCUAUGAACGUUGUGGUUGAAACCACGUUGGUUGAUAUGUAUGUAAAGGUUGGGUUUAUAGAGCUUGCUUCAAGGGUGUUUAGUGGGAUGAUGUUUAAAACUGUUGUCUCGUGGGGUUCGUUGAUCUCUGGGUUUGCUCAAAAUGGGUUAGCUGAUAAAGCCUUUGAAGCGGUGGUAGAGAUGCAGAGACUUGGGUUUCAACCGGAUCUUGUGGCUCUUGUUGGAGUACUAUUGGCUUGUUCUCAAGUCGGGUCGUUAAAGACUGGUCGAUCCAUACAUUGUUACAUCUUGAAAAGGCACUUUCUUGACAGAGUAAGUGCUACUGCUUUGAUGGACAUGUACUCAAAAUGCGGCGUUAUCGCAAGCUCGAGAGAAAUCUUUGAUCGGACAAGAGGGAAAGACUUGGUUUGUUGGAACGCGAUGAUAUCUUGUUACGGAAUCCAUGGAGACGGUGAAGAAGUUGUGUCCAUGUUCGUGAAAAUGACGGAAUUAGACAUUGAACCCGACCACGCCACGUUUGCGUCUCUUCUCUCUGCUUUUAGCCACUUAGGUCUAGUGGAACAAGGCCAGCAUUGGUUCAGGUCCAUGAGAGAGAGAUACAGUAUCCAACCGAGCGAGAAGCACUACGUUUGUUUGAUUGAUCUUCUUGCACGUUCAGGGAGAGUGGAAGAAGCUCUUGACAUGAUAAACUCUGACAAACUUGAUAACGCUUUACCCGUUUGGGUUGCUCUUCUCUCAGGAUGCAUUAACCAUAGGAAUCUAUCAGUUGGUGAGACAGCUGCUAAUAGGAUUCUAGAGUUGAAUCUGGAUAACAGUGGAAUCCAGACGCUGGUUUGUAACUUCUUUGCUACUGCGAAAAAGUGGAAGGAAGUGGCUAAAGUGAGGAAGUUGAUGAGAAGUGGGGCCAUGGAGAAAGUGCCAGGGUACAGUGUGAUCGAGGUGAAUGGACAGCUUAGGACUUUUGUCAUGGAGGAUCUGAGCCAUCAUGAGCAUCAUCACAUGUUGCAAGUGUUGAGGGACUUGAGUUCUGAGAUGAGAGAUGUAUAUAAUACAUGUACAUCCAUUUCUGAAUGUGUUAUUUGAUCUAA